Molecule: messenger RNA, 4701 nt
Organism: Diceros bicornis minor
Lineage: Eukaryota; Metazoa; Chordata; Mammalia; Perissodactyla; Rhinocerotidae
Gene: MAU2
Product: MAU2 sister chromatid cohesion factor
Exons: 19
Coding region: 13-1869 (618 amino acids)
Biological process (GO): maintenance of mitotic sister chromatid cohesion; mitotic sister chromatid cohesion
Cellular component (GO): chromatin; SMC loading complex
Molecular function (GO): protein binding; double-stranded DNA binding
Source: RefSeq, a predicted model, not a curated record
GUGGAGGCCAAAAUGGCGGCGCAGGCGGCAGCUGCGGCUCAGGCGGCGGCGGCGGCGGCGGCGGCGGCUCAGGCAGCGCAGGCCGAGGCGGCCGAAUCGUGGUACCUGGCGCUUCUGGGCUUCGCCGAGCACUUCCGCACUUCCAGCCCGCCCAAGAUCCGCCUGUGCGUGCACUGCCUGCAGGCCGUGUUCCCCUUCAAGCCGCCGCAGCGCAUCGAGGCCCGCACGCACCUGCAGCUCGGUUCCGUGCUUUACCACCACACCAAGAACAGCGAGCAGGCGCGCAGCCACUUGGAGAAAGCGUGGUUGAUAUCACAGCAAAUCCCCCAGUUUGAAGAUGUCAAGUUUGAAGCAGCAAGUCUUUUGUCUGAAUUAUACUGUCAAGAGAAUUCUGUCGACGCAGCAAAGCCACUGCUGCGGAAAGCGAUCCAGAUCUCACAGCAGACCCCGUACUGGCACUGCCGGCUGCUCUUCCAGCUUGCUCAACUGCACACGCUUGAGAAAGACCUGGUGUCAGCCUGCGACCUUCUGGGCGUGGGGGCCGAAUACGCCCGGGUAGUGGGAUCUGAAUACACACGGGCUCUGUUCCUGCUCAGCAAAGGGAUGCUGCUGUUGAUGGAGCGCAAGUUGCAGGAAGUCCACCCACUGCUGACCCUCUGUGGACAGAUAGUCGAGAACUGGCAGGGGAACCCCAUCCAGAAGGAAUCUCUGCGCGUCUUCUUCCUGGUGCUCCAGGUAACCCACUACCUGGAUGCUGGGCAGGUGAAGAGUGUGAAGCCGUGCCUGAAGCAGCUGCAGCAGUGCAUCCAGACCAUCUCCACACUGCAUGACGAUGAGAUCCUGCCCAGCAAUCCCGCCGACCUCUUCCACUGGCUGCCCAAGGAGCACAUGUGCGUGCUUGUCUACCUGGUGACUGUGAUGCACUCCAUGCAGGCCGGCUACCUGGAGAAGGCACAGAAAUACACGGACAAGGCCCUCAUGCAGCUGGAGAAGCUCAAGAUGCUCGACUGCAGCCCCAUCCUGUCCUCCUUCCAAGUGAUCCUGCUGGAGCACAUCAUCAUGUGCAGGCUUGUCACGGGACACAAGGCCACCGCGCUGCAGGAGAUCUCCCAGGUCUGCCAGCUGUGCCAGCAGUCCCCUCGGCUCUUCUCCAACCACGCAGCACAGCUGCACACGCUGCUGGGCCUGUACUGUGUCUCAGUCAACUGCAUGGACAAUGCGGAAGCCCAGUUCACCACAGCCCUGCGGCUCACCAAUCACCAGGAGCUGUGGGCCUUCAUCGUGACCAACCUGGCGAGUGUGUAUAUACGGGAAGGAAAUAGACACCAAGAGGUACUGUACAGUUUGUUGGAAAGGAUCAAUCCAGACCACAGCUUCCCUGUCAGCUCACACUGCCUCCGAGCGGCAGCUUUCUAUGUGCGCGGGCUCUUCUCCUUCUUCCAAGGACGCUACAACGAGGCCAAGCGAUUUCUGCGAGAAACUCUAAAGAUGUCCAAUGCGGAGGACCUGAACCGGCUCACCGCCUGCUCCCUCGUGCUCCUAGGCCACAUCUUCUACGUGUUGGGGAACCACAGAGAGAGUAACAACAUGGUGGUGCCUGCCAUGCAGCUGGCCAGCAAGAUCCCAGACAUGUCAGUCCAGCUAUGGUCAUCAGCCCUGUUGAGAGACCUGAACAAGGCCUGUGGGAAUGCCAUGGAUGCCCACGAAGCUGCCCAGAUGCACCAGAACUUCUCACAGCAGCUACUCCAGGACCACAUUGAGGCCUGCAGCCUCCCUGAGCACAAUCUCAUCACGUGGACAGAUGGUCCGCCCCCUGUGCAGUUCCAAGCUCAGAAUGGACCCAACACCAGUCUGGCCAGCCUCCUGUAAAGCCCCUGGAAGGGGCCACCCAGCUUCUCAGGGCCUCCAUGGGGCCUGAUGUGUCCCUGACUUCCACCCAGACAGCUCUUGAGCUUUCCUUGGACGCGUGCUGGCGUGGACAUCCUCAGCUUCUUUGCUGACUGUCUCCAGAGCUUCCCAGUCCCUGGGGAGUGUGCAGGGCUGAUUCCUGCCCUCCCAGGAAGGGCCAGCCAGCCGUUCCCACCAUGUACCAGGACCCCUAGUGUGGAGGUUCACAGAUGGGAUGUUGGAGCCGACUUUCCAGAGCCAUCCUUUAAAGUGGGCUUGAACUGUCAGUCCUGCUUCCAUGUCUGAGUCACGCCUUUGAGGAAGCAUGUCUGGGUGGGGAGUGGGCUGCUGGCCACGGGCCAGGUCCUGAUCCUGCAUGCUGGGGUGGGCGGUAUUGCCGAGGUGUUGCCGCCUGACUUCCAUUGCCUGGGCCUCGAUGCUGGCCUGGAGUGUUUCUUCUGCUCACGGCAGCUUCCAGAAACCACAGGCAAGACGCCAGUUUCUGGCCCAAAACUGGAGGGAAGAAAUGAUGGCUCACAGAAGGGACAAAAAUGCACGUUCCAGCAUGAAACUUUUCCUAGCUUACCUUUCUCUCCGGUGUCUGCUCUUCUGACAGUGGGGCCUUUGGUCAGGACCCUGGGGGACCCAGGAACUCGGCUUCCAAACACCUGCACCUUGACUGGAUUCGCAAUCCAGCUGUGUGGGUGGCUGUGCUUGUAGACACAGGUGUGUGUGCGUGUGCAUGUAUGUGUGGUGAUUCACAGAGCAGGAGCCGGGAGCGGAGACUCUUGUGUUUGCACCACCUGCCUUCCCGCGUCAGCAUUGAUAUGGCAGGAAGCAGGGGAAAGGGGAGAGGACCCUCCUCAGCCCAACUCAGGGUGCUAGAAUGAAGACGCUUGCUUCCUGGCAGCAGUGUGGCCUCCUCAGCAGAAGACUUAUGCCAACACCUGAUGCUCAGCAGGCCUGCAGGCAGUGGCUCCCCUGGCCCCCGCCCUGCCCUUGGGAGGGAGGAGGAGAAGGAGGAGGAGACCUACCUGCCGUGCAUCUCCGGACGGUGUUGAAACCUCUUCCUCAGCUGGACCCCAGGAGGCUCUGCCAGCCCAGGCAGCCAUGCUCAGUUCUGUGCUCCUCUUGGAUAAUCGGGGAGGUGGCCCAGUGGGGAUGGUGGCAUCGGGGGCAGUCUAGGCAGCAACCCCUUCCAGCUUUUGGCGUGAUGAGUGGUCUUGCAAGUCAGAGUGGCUUGUUGGUUUGCAUCUAAUUACGCUUGCACUGUGAAGGCUGCUGCUUGAAGCCUCAGUGUCUGUAAUGGAAGGAACACUGGGAUCGUUCAGGUCAGCUGCUUGGGCCAGGAGGCCUGGGUGUGCCUCAGCCAGACACAGAGCUGUCAGCAGACGUCCCUGUGCUGGGCCACUGCCCACUUCGGGUCCAGUGAGAAGCGUUCAAGUGAGCCACUGGUCGGAGAGACAGGCCGGCCAGGGCUUGUCUUAAGAGGACCCACCAUCUCUGCAUCAUCCUGGAUCUCCCAAGGGAGCCUGGCCCUGUCUCAUGCUGCUCGGGGCUGCCCCCUCGGCUGACACCCCUAGGCCCUUGAGGCCUGUGGAGGAAAGUGUGACGCCCGGCCAUAAGCUGUCCCCGUCUUGUCUUCCUCUCCUGUCGAGGGUGCCCCCCAGGCCCUCCUCUCUACCUGUGGGACAGAGUCCCCAUCUCGCCACAAGCUGUGCCUGCCGGCCUGGACGCCACACUCUCCAACCUCUGCAGACUCACAUUACAUCAAUCACACUGUACAUCAUGUUUGUCUCCGCAUAUUUAUUUAAACCUUUCUUUGCUUCUAGGGCAUUUUGUAUGUAGAGCAGGUGAAAUAAGAAUCUCAAAACUUAACGUCUGUCCUGAUGUUAAAGUGCUUUUAGUGACCACCUGGUUGUCUAUGUAUAUGUAAAGUUAAGGGUAAGUUCUUAAGUUUACAGUUAAAAAUUCAGUACUCGAUAUUUAAUAUUUUCUUCUAGCUUUAUGGAAGCCAAACCGUGUGUACCUGAGUGUGUGCAUGUGUGAGCUUUGAACCUCCCCUUCACCAUAGCAUCUUCCGAUUAUGAAGUUUUCAAUAAGUACCUUCCUGUGAGUCCAAAUUUAGUACCUCACGGUUUCUCACUCAGUCAUAAGAAUUUAAGACAGGCAGCAAGCAAACCCCCAGGGAGAUGUUACCCACAGUGUCAUAUAGCUAAGUGUUUAGGAAAAAGAAAUAAAAACUCCAAACUCUUCAGCGUACAGGGCAUGAGGGAGUAGCAGGAAGAUUCCUGUUGGCAGGUAAAUAACUGAAAGCUUGUGAGACCCUUGUGUAUUCCUCCCACCUCCUGUCAGCAGUAGUGGUUCUCAGGGCCUUCAGGGUUGGGGGGCUGGUCCAGGAGGUGCUGGGUUCCCUUGCAGACACGCAGCUGCUUCCCCCUAGCUGGGUCCCUGCAGUGGCCCAUGGGUGAGGCGAGGGUCCUCUCCAUGGGGCAAGGACUCCCUAUCCCACUUAUUGGGAACACAGGCAAGGAAACUGGAUAAGGGCUGCCUGGCGUGGUGGGUAAGUUUGUUGGUUGCAUUGUCUCUGUUUCGUUAAGGGUUUUUAAUAAGUGUGUUUGGCAUAGUGUGUUUCAAUGGGUUUGUUAUAUCUUAUGGUUUUAGCAGCCUGUAACUUCAGCUGGUGCUUUUAAUCAGGAAAAAAAAAAUUUGUAAAUACAAAACAUUGUUUAAAAGACAUAACCAUAGAACCUAGCUUCCCGUUUGUGGGUUUCUUUUCCUGUAUAUUCAAAGUAAAAUAACUUGCAGGAGCCA